CAUCCUGCUCCAGAGCACCAUAAGGAUGAUCCGCCGCUGCACCGACACCGACCUUCACUUCACUUUCACACUCUUUUAACCCUUCACUCGGACACCUCCGGAUACCGCGCUACACCCAUGCUUUGCCAUCCUCCUGAGAUGCGAAACCAUUACACAAUUUCCCGGAGAAUAUCUUCAUCUUCCGUCGCUCCUCGCUGAUAGAGAGCAUGCCCGACACGGGGACAGGCGCUGCUGCCGCGGCGGCCGCCAGUGGCGCGACCACCGGCGACAGCUCCGAGAGCUCCCGGCACCGACACCGAGCGCAGCAGGGAGACUCAGAGAGGCCGGAGCCGGGCGCUGCCCCGCCACAAGCCUCCUCCGGUGUACUGGAUAAGUUGUUUGGAAAGCGGCUGCUGCAGGCUGGAAGACACAUCAUGUCUCAUAAGUCGUGGAUGAAAACGGUGCCAACAGAGAACUGUGAUGUUCUCAUGACAUUUGCAGACACUACAGAUGACCACACGUUGCUAUGGCUACUGAACCACAUCCGGCUGGGAAUCCCAGAGCUCAUCAUCCAAAUACGACAUCAUAAGCACACACGAGUCUUUGCAUUCUUCGUCACCGCUACAUAUGAAAAUUUGUUGCGAGGUGCUGAGGAGAUGGGACUAAGGAAAGCGGUAAAGCCAGAGUUUGGCGGAGGAACACGAAGCUUCUCCUGUGAGGAGGACUACAUCUACGAGAACAUUGAGAGCGAGCUGUGCUUCUUUACUUCACAGGAGAGACAGAGCAUCAUUAAAUACUGGCUGGACAACCUACGUGCUAAACAUGGGGAGGUGCUUCAUAAUAUCAACUUCCUGGAGGGCCAGCCUAUCAUCCCUGAGCUGAGUGCACGAGGGGUGAUCCAGCAGGUGUUUCCUCUCCAUGAGCAGAGGAUCCUAAGUCAGCUGAUGAAGUCUUGGGUCCAGGCCGUUUGUGAGAAACAGCCAUUAGAUGAUAUCUGUGACUACUUUGGGGUGAAGAUUGCCAUGUAUUUUGCCUGGCUGGGAUUUUACACCACUUCUAUGUUAUAUCCUGCUGUGAUUGGCUUUGUGCUGUGGAUGCUCACUGAGUCAGAUCAGACGAGCCGUGACAUCUGCUGUGUGGUGUUUGCACUGUUCAACGUGGUGUGGGCCACUCUGUUCCUGGAGCGGUGGAAGAGGAGGGGAGCUGAGCUGGCAUACAAGUGGGGAACACUGGACACCCCUGCUGAAUCCCUUGAGGAAACACGACCUCAGUUCCGGGGAGUCAAGCGCUGCAGUCCCAUAACAGGAUGUGAGGAGUUCUACUACCCUCCGUGGCGGAGGCGUGUAUUCAGGUGGCUGGUCAGCCUGCCCAUCUGUAUCCUCUGUCUCUGCUUUGUCUUCCUGGUCAUGCUUAUCUGCUUCGAACUACAGGAGUUUGUGAUGGGGAUCAAGGAAAUGCCUCGGCUAGCCCGCUUCAUCCCCAAAAUCAUGCUAGCUAUCACUGUGACUGCAUGUGACGAGGUGUACAGGAAAAUUGCCUGCUGGCUCAAUGACAUGGAAAACUAUAGACUCCAGAGUGCCUAUGAGAAAAAUCUCAUUAUCAAAAUGGUUCUUUUUCAGUUUGUAAAUUCUUAUCUCAGCCUUUUUUACAUUGGAUUCUACCUCAAAGACAUGGAGCGGCUGAAAGAGAUGCUGGCCACUCUGCUUAUCAUUCGCCAGUUCCUUCAAAAUGUGAAGGAGGUGCUGCAGCCUUACCUGUAUGAGCGCCACAAGCUGGGCGAGCUCACACUGCGAGCUGUGUGGGACUUGCUGCUCUCAGUACUGCUAAAAUAUGCCCGGCUGGCAGCUGGAAAAGCUCAGGCCUCUCCCACCGACCAGGCCAUGCCAGGACCUGGACUGAGGGGCACUAGGCCUGGGUUGGGGCCAGACAGAAGGGAAAAGAAGUGUUUGAACGGGGGAUGUGGGGUGCCUGAUGAGGAAGAGGGAGGUGAGAGGGACGAGGCUGACAGCGGGAGGUUCAGUGAAGGAGAGACUGAGGAGGAAAGUGUGAUCGACUGCGGUUUGAAGCUGAGGAAAGUCAGUUUCAUAGAGAAGGUGGACAGAAGACCAGUCUGCAGUGCCCCCCCUAUGGACCACAAUUUCCUAGAGGAGGGGAGCCCCACUAUGGUGGAAAAAGGAAUGGACCCUGCCUCUGUAUUUGAAAUGUGUGAUGAUGAUGAUGAUAACGGCAUCCAUGAUGUGAAGGAGUCAGGUGGUGGAGGGACAGGUGUGGCGGAGGGAAUUAAUGCUGCUGCCGCUGCUGCUGCCACCAGUGCUGCCCCACUGCCUUCUGGGUCUGAUAGCAGCACAUCGUUACGACACAGAAGAAGAGGCAGGAGCGCAGAGAGACCUGAGCCGAAGACAAAAAGGGAAUCAUGGAUUGACCCCCCUGAGGAGAGAGAGAGCAACACGCUCACUCAGGCUGAGAUGGAGAGCUGCAUGCAGACUUAUGCUGACACCUUCCAGGACUACCAAGAGAUGUUUAUCCAGUUUGGCUACGUGGUGCUCUUCUCCUCGGCCUUUCCACUCGCUGCCAUGUGCGCUCUCAUCAACAACAUCAUUGAGAUCCGCAGUGAUGCCUUUAAGCUCUGCACUGGUCUGCAGAGGCCUUUUGGAAUCAGAGUAGCCAGCAUCGGCCAGUGGCAGACUGCGAUGGAAGUCAUGGGCCUGAUUGCCAUCAUAGUGAAUUGUUACCUGAUUGGUCAGUGUGGUCAGCUUCAGCGUCUCUUCCCGUGGCUCAGCCCUGAGAUGGCCAUCAUCUCCAUUGUCAUCCUCGAGCACUUUGCCAUUCUCCUAAAGUACGUCAUUCAUGUGGCCAUCCCUGACAUUCCUACAUGGGUAAGAGAGGAGAUGGCCAAACUGGAUUAUCAACGCAGAGAGGCCUUUAAGAAGCAUGAGCGGCAGGCGCAGCAGCAUUACCAGCAGCUGCAGAGGAGGAAGAGGGAGGAGGAGGAGAGGCAGAGGCAGGCGGAGCAUAUGGCCCGCAGGGAAAGGGAGCGGGAUGACGGCAAGGGCGAUUCCUCUGGGGAUCACCACCACGACAAAAGUCACAGCAGCAAAUCACGUCCCGGGGGUGGAGGUGGUGGAAGUAGCGGGUCGGACAAGCCCAAGAGGCCCAGCUCUCUGUUGGCCAAUAAUAACGUGAUGAAGCUGAAACAGAUCAUCCCACUGCAGAGUAAGUUCUCCUCAGGUGGUGCCCGCUCCCCUCAGUCACCCACUGGCAGUGAGCCAAAGCUGCCCGGGUUCCUGAGCUUCAAAUUUCUCAAGUCACCUGAGAAUAAGAAGGAAGGUGCUGCGGCUUCUGCGGCUGCCAUCACAGCCACUAACGCCACAGCAGCAUCAUCAUCAUCAUCUUCAUCAUCAGGUAGCAGCUCUCAGGAGCGUUCUCAGUCACCCAGCAAAGCCUUCAAUCCUGGGAAACUGUUUAACUUUGGGAAAUCUGAGGGGGGGACGUGUGUAAAUGGGGCUCAGAUGCCCAGAUCCGGGGAAGGAUCAUCACAGACGUCAGAAAGACAAGCAUCCAGGUCUGACUUGAACGGCGUUCCAGAUGAGAUCCCCUCACCUGGAGGGGAAGGGUCAGAGAAUGGACAUUCAACAGACUUGGACGGCUCUAAAGUCUAGUAGCUGCAUAGAGAACAAACUUGCCGUUGGGGACAUCUCAACUGAAGAAUUGAUGUGUUUACUGUGAGGAAAUGCCUGACCUACCUUCUGUGUUAUCACAGGUUAUGUGUAGAGGUACUUGAAGCAGAGAGAGAAAAUGAAACUGACAAAAAAUUACAUGGUUUGGUUUUUUGCUGCGAGACGAAACAAAACAGGCUUUAUAAGAAAGACGUAAGCCCUCCUAUCAUGAUGAAUAAACACACACACACUCCCUUACACACACAAACAUGCAAAUCCUUCCUUGUCUGCAAUACAUAAAGAAAUGCAUGAGCUGCGUUUCUAAUAUUUUUAAGCCUUUAAAGCAGAGAACUGUGUUUCUUGAUUUCUUCUAGUCAUAAAUUGUAAGCAUCUCGUUGGCCUCCCACUCGGAACAGAACAGCCUGUUGUGGAGGAAAAAGAUUUUUAAAAAUGCAUAUACAGUGGUAUGAAAGGAUCACAGAUUGUACAUCAAAUAACUACUGAGAGUGUUUUUAGUUGUCACAACACAAGUGAUCAUUAGAUAUUGUGUCAUUUGUAUCUGUGAGUAUCUGGAAUUCUUGGGCCCUUCACUUUUAUAUUGAAGUGGUAAAAUGAAAAAGCAAUAUCAAUCAGUAUUUUAAUUAUUCGUAUCAAUCAUCACACAAACCUUCCCUUAAUAAGCGUCCCUGAUAUAUCACCAGCUUUAUUUUCAAAGCAGAAGUGAUGUCUGAGCUUUGUACACUUCUUCCCAUCCUGUGACAGGAACAGAUUUGUUCAAAAAGGAGGUAAAGAGCUUAGUAAGUCGAGUUGUCACAUACCAGUAGUUUUUCCCGGAGAGCAACAGGAAAAGAAAUAUAAAGCAGUUGUAGACAAAGGUGAUAUUGAGGAAAUGGAGAAUGAAAACCUGUUGUGUGCUGUUCUCCAUCCAAGCCCGUGGAGCGCCUUGUAAACACAGAUGGUGCUCCAUUCCACACUGUCCAACCAGACUUGGCAAACGAGUAUAGAGUUAAAGAAGGAACAUUUGCACUAAACCCCUACGCCCUGCAUAGAAACGUCUCUCCCUCUGCAGGAGAAAGGACCGAUACCAGCCUGCCUCAUGACAUUAUGCAAAAGCUGGAUUGUUUUGAUUUUCUCCUUCCACACAGUACAUGCUAUCUAUUCACUUGCCCCCUGCUCUCAGCAACCAUGGGAUUUCCUAUAUAUUCAGAUUUUUUAAAAUAGUUCAGCUCUUAUUUAUGUUGAGCUCCAUGUGUUUUAUACGCACCAUUAUUUGCUGCAUUACAUUCUUGCAGUGCUGAUGAUGGGAAUUUCUUUUUUUAACCAAAGCAGUAUUUUUUGGAUUAUACUGUUAACCCAAGAUGUGUGUGAUAUGUUAAUCAUGUACAUCAACACAGUAUGGUAUACAUUUUGUUACUUAAGUAAGGAUGCCCAUCAUCCACCAUUAAACUGUGUUUCACUUCUGCGGGGUCUCCAGAGGGUGGUGCCAGAGUUUAUUUGCAUAGCAAAAUGUGGUGUUGAAUCGCUUGUUCUGAUUCGCUAUUGACUACUUACCCAUAACAUCAGUGUCUAGUCAUCAGUGUACAGCAGAGACAGUGAAAUUAAAGUGUCUGGCUGCAGUUUAAGAGUACUUUGAAUGGAAAUGUAUUAUGGUGACAUUGUAAGCUGGGAGACAGGAACAUUAACUAUGCAUUUCCACACCGUCUCCUCUGGCAAGCAUUUUGGCAAUAACACUGAGUUGUAGGAGACUUCCAUGUAUCCCUACAAGUCUACACUAACCACUCCACACGCAGCACCCAUCCUUCUGCAUUAUCCCCAGCCAGACUCUAUGCAUCUUUUUUAUUUGUGUCCCCUCAAUAUUCCGCUCUCUGUUCCCUCCCGUCUGAUAUUUAAUUUAGGGAAUCUCUUGAUUCACAGUUAAAAUAAUAACAAUAAUGAUCUACUGCUUUGUGUUUACAGAAUCUGUCUAGGGGUGAUGACAAUUCUGAUGACAGCUUUUUUUAUUUUGUGGCUGCUUUCAUGUGUCUGUAACAACUUUUACAAUAAGUAUAGUCCACCUUUUAGUCACAUGUCUGAAGAAAAUACAAAAUGUACUUCAGCAGACAGGCAAAAAGAUCUGACAUUAAAUGCAAUAAGGAAAUAGACAGAACAUCAAUUUGUGUGGUCAUGGAAUCAUUUUUCUGUCAAUCUUACAGUAUAUUCUUUUUUAUAUUUGGAAGUCAUUGUUCAUUGUAAAUGUAAAAAGAGAUGUGCAAGGCUGAGAGAAAUGUGGAUCAGUCUCACAGGAUUGUCAUUGUUAAAUGGUCACAUGAUAGAGAUCAGGAUGGUAAGUGUAGCUGAGCAGUGUCUCAUCAAAACCUUUAUUCUUGCAGAAUUUGGAUUUCAGGGAUGUGUGACACCAUGGUGCAAUAGAGUCCAUUUAUCACCAUUUAAAUGUUUGUAUAGAAAAUGAGAAGCCAGUUUCAAAGCAGAGGUGACUAAAGUGAGAAGGCAGAGAUAGGGGCAUUUGCUGAUACUGGCGCAGAAAAGUUUGGGUCAUGCCUCCAUGUAUGUAGUUCCUUCUUAUUCAGGGAAAACUUACAACUUCAUAUAAUAGAAAUGGAUAGCAUUAACGUACGUAUCUCUUCUUUCAUCUUUGCACUCGUGGCAACAAAUUCUGCAUGUGGUUGUUAUGGAGGUCUUUAAAAAUGGAUUGGAUGAAGUAAAUUUACAGAUUAACAGUUUUGGGUAUCAGCAAAAGCUUCAUCAAGAGGCAUCUAAUGCCAGAGACUGCACAAUUGCUUGUUUUCUCGGGCCAGGCACGGGUGUCCCUCGCUGAGGACAGCACCUCAGACAGCAGAGAUUCAACAGCUGUCUGUAAUUCACUAUCAAAGCAACAGCAGUUCUUCAAAGCUUACAUUACAAGCACCAUAAAUCUAAUGAGAAACCAUUGGGAAAGGACUGAAUUUAGGGAGUGUACUAUCUUCUUCUGGAUCUUAAGAGUGGAUGUGAACAGGUGAGAUUCUCACCACAGCUACAUUAAAAACUCUAACCUCAGAGUUUAAGAUAAGACAUCUUCAUGGAACCUUCAUGUACUGAACAUCAUAUGCUCUUCCAAUGUACCACUGUACAAAAAAAUCUUUUAAAGAGAAAUACUGGGAAAUGGGAUUAUUUAUUUCUUUUAAUUUAUUUUGUCAUAUUUUUGUAAGACCUGAAAAAUAGUUAAUAAAACUAUAUCAAAUGCA
This is a messenger RNA of Micropterus dolomieu (smallmouth bass), 6856 nucleotides long. RefSeq names its product anoctamin 8b (gene ano8b). Gene Ontology annotation, biological process: chloride transmembrane transport. The coding region runs from base 207 to 3638 and encodes 1143 amino acids. Gene Ontology annotation, molecular function: chloride channel activity. The record is from RefSeq and is a predicted model, not a curated record. Gene Ontology annotation, cellular component: plasma membrane. Lineage: Eukaryota; Metazoa; Chordata; Actinopteri; Centrarchiformes; Centrarchidae. The transcript has 19 exons.